AUGGCGGACAGUGACUUGGCGCCCAAGUUCGCCCCAUUCUUCUCCUUCGCCGGCAUUGCAGCUGCACUUUCGUUCUUGAAGAUGAUCUUCGGGGCCGGAGGAGCAGCUUAUGGCACCGCAAAGUCGGGUAUCGGUAUUGCGGGUGUGGGAACUUUCAGACCAGACCUGAUUAUGAAGUCGCUCAUCCCCGUCGUCAUGUCCGGUAUCAUUGCAGUAUACGGUCUCGUCAUCUCAGUCCUUAUCGCCGGAGACGUCAACCCAGCUCAGAGACAGAGCUUGUACAAGGGAUUUAUGCACCUUGCAGCAGGUCUAUCAGUUGGCCUUUCCGGUGUCGCCGCUGGCUAUACGAUUGGCAUUGUUGGUGAUGCUGGUGUUCGGGCAUACAUGCAACAGUCACGCGUUUACGUCGGCAUGAUUCUGAUCCUGAUUUUCGGCGAAGUUCUGGGUCUGUAUGGCUUGAUUGUUGGCUUGAUCUUGAACUCGAAGUCUUGA
Molecule: messenger RNA, 492 nt
Organism: Penicillium cataractarum
Lineage: Eukaryota; Fungi; Ascomycota; Eurotiomycetes; Eurotiales; Aspergillaceae
Product: V-type proton ATPase proteolipid subunit
Exons: 8
Coding region: 1-492 (163 amino acids)
Biological process (GO): proton transmembrane transport
Cellular component (GO): proton-transporting V-type ATPase, V0 domain
Molecular function (GO): proton-transporting ATPase activity, rotational mechanism
Source: RefSeq, a predicted model, not a curated record